Molecule: messenger RNA, 1058 nt
Organism: Schistocerca americana (American grasshopper)
Lineage: Eukaryota; Metazoa; Arthropoda; Insecta; Orthoptera; Acrididae
Exons: 4
Coding region: 1-990 (329 amino acids)
Source: RefSeq, a predicted model, not a curated record
AUGGAGUAUUUGCUGGAAGGCUAUGAUUUAGAACAAACUCUACUUUACUUUAGUGAAGGUGUUACACUUCAUGAAAAUGUGCAGCACCUUCGAUCAGAGCUGUCAGCAUCCAAUCAGCAAGUACAGAGCCUCAAACAACAGCUGCAUAGUGCACAGUAUUUGCAAGACCAGUUGCAGCGCCAAGUUGUGGAUGCUCAAACUUGGGCCACUACAUUGGAAGCUGUGUUGGACACUGCAGCAACUGAAAUCAAGAAUGCUAUUAUGGAUACAGAGAAGCCUAAUAGAAGUAUUAUGACAACUGAAGAAAAAGAGUUUGCACUUGACGAACGAGACAGUUUGUUAAACACCUUACUGGACCUAAUAAGAGGAAAUUUAAUUCAAUUUUCAAAGUUGACACCCAAAAAGAAUCUGAAAUCAACUGCAUGUUCAGCAAUGUACAUGCCAGGUAAUCUAGGGAUUAUUUCAAAAAUGUCUUCUGGAAACAUAAAAACUGUAAUGGAAGAUGAAAGUGCUAGAAGAAUUGACUCACGUGAUGAAGAUUCUGACUCAAGUGGAAAGACCUCCUUGGCAGAGCGAAGAAGUCAUUCUAGUGAGGCUGCUGAUAUUUCUGGAAAACAAACAGAAACCCCUAAAGCUUCCACAGAAAAGAUCACAGAAGUGGAACCAAUUGAAUUGAAGGGUUCUUUUGUAAUUCGGGAGAGUUCAAUAUUUACUCAAUCUUCAUCAUUUUUGAGGGAUAUAUCAUCUGCUAUGAUACACGCAGAGUCAGAAGAACUAGAUGAUAUUCUUCCCUUGAACACUGAAUUACGUCAAAUGUCCUCCCAAACAUCUAAUAUAUCAAAGAAAUCUAGUUUACGUUCUAGGUCUUCUGACAUAACUGGCAGAUCUGAGAAAUCUUUUUUGUCACAGGAAAGAUCCAAGGUAAGAUUUCAGGAUAAAACCACUGAUACACUGCAACAGAAAUCUUCAAAACAGCCAGAAAAGGAAUAAGACAUUUCAUAGAAAUAUAUCCAAAAUAUCGUAUUUAAUCAUAAUGCUAAAUAAAUGGAAUAGUAAGA